UAACAUCCGCUUUCAAACCUGCCUUCCCUCUUCCAUAUUGAUCAGUCAAGUCAGCCUCGACACCAACGAACAAACAAACCCAACAACAUGGCAUCACGUUCAUCCAAACCAACCAGCGCCACCACUCCACGCACUUCAAAUACCACCAGCAAAUCCCCGAUCCAAAAACGCUCCCCUACAAAAUCCACAUCCCGCCGCACAGCAGCAGCAGCAGCAGCAGCUCUUCAACAAGUCCAACAACCCUCGCUUACGGGCUCCGUAUCACCAACACCAACACAGGAGAUCCUACCACAGCUGCUCUCCCAACCGCAAGAACAACUGCAGCAACUACCGACCACCGUGACACAGACGCACACUACGGCGCAGACCACGUUCCCUGCUGGGCAGAGUAGCCAUGAGAUGAGUAUACCGAUGACUAUGCCGAGUGCUUUGGAUACGCCCACGCCUGUAACCGCUCCAGCGAUUCCACGACCAGGCUCAGGAGGGAAUAGCUCUGGUUAGUACCUAGAUACAUAGACAGGACCCCUCCCGUCCCUCCACUAUCUCACUAUACACCCCCCCUCCACCAACCCCAAGUAAACUCACGCUCACACCUAUUCCACCCCAGGUAACCUCCGCCUCCGUCUCGAUCUCAACCUCGAUGUCGAGAUCCAGUUGAAAGCUAGUAUCCGGGGCGACUUGACGCUGGCGCUGUU
This is a messenger RNA of Cadophora gregata, 695 nucleotides long. RefSeq lists its product as uncharacterized. The record is from RefSeq and is a predicted model, not a curated record. The transcript is spliced from 2 exons. Bases 88 to 501 code for a protein of 137 amino acids. Lineage: Eukaryota; Fungi; Ascomycota; Leotiomycetes; Helotiales; Ploettnerulaceae.